Thamnophis sirtalis is the source of this 1553-nucleotide messenger RNA. The record is from RefSeq and is a predicted model, not a curated record. Lineage: Eukaryota; Metazoa; Chordata; Lepidosauria; Squamata; Natricidae.
CGCGUCCCCUCCUCCCCUCCCCUCGGCCUCCCUCCGCCCAGGCCGGACCGGCGCUGCCUUCUCCCUCCAGGGGCUGCCGCCGCCUCCUGGGACCCCUCGCCCCGACAUGCGACCAUGGACAGCAGGGUCAAAGAAAAUCCACAGACUACCUUCGAUUUGGUGAUACAAGUAAAAUGCCAGGCUUCUGAAAAUGAAGAUCCUGUGGUUUUGUGGAAGUUCCCGGAGGACUUUGGAGACCAGGCAAUCCUCCAGAGUAUACCCAAAUUCUGCUUUCCUUUUGACAUUACAAGGGUAACGCAUGUCGGACAGCAUUUUACUUUUGUGCUCACUGACAUUGAAAGCAAGCAAAGAUUUGGAUUUUGUCGUUUAACAUCAGGAGGCAAAGUAUGUCUCUGCAUCCUAAGCUAUUUGCCAUGGUUUGAGAUGUACUACAAACUUUUAAAUACACUGGCGGAAUAUUUAGCUAAAGAACAGGAAGCUGACUUGAAUGAUUUAUUAGAAACAUGGCAUAACCAUUCUGUGCCAGAGGCAAAUACUCCGAUCAGCUUAAAUUUGCAUUCAUAUUUUAUUACUCCUGAUUUAACUGGAUUACCAACUGUUCCUGAAAGUAGAAAUCUUACUGAAUAUUUUGUUGCUGUGGAUGUGAAUAACAUGCUACAACUUUAUGCCAGCAUGUUGCAUGAGAGACGCAUCAUUAUUACCUCCAGCAAGCUAAGCACUUUAACCGCUUGUGUCCAUGGGUCAGCUGCAUUGCUAUAUCCAAUGUACUGGCAGCAUAUAUACAUCCCAGUGCUCCCACCACAUCUCCUGGAUUACUGCUGUGCACCAAUGCCUUAUUUGAUCGGAGUUCACUUCAGUUUAAUGGAGAGAGUCAAAAGCAAGUCACUGGAGGAUGUGGUGAUGCUAAAUGUUGACACAAAUACAUUGGAAACACCAUUUAAUGACCUGAGCAAUCUACCAAGUGAAGUGGUCUCGGCCUUGAAAAGCCAACUGAAGAAGCAGUCCACCGCCACCGGGGACGGAGUAGCCAGGGCGUUCCUCAGAGCUCAGGUGGCCUUGUUUGGUUCCUACAGAGAUGCACUAAGAUACAAACCUGGAGAGCCUAUCGUUUUCUGUGAGGAAAGCUUUCUCAAGCAUCGUUCCAGUUCUACUAAACAUUUUCUGGAAACUGCGGCAAAUCUCCAACUUUUUAAACAGUUUAUCGAAGGUCGACUUGCAAAGCUAAAUGCAGGAAGAGGAUUCUCCGAUAUAUUUGAAGAAGAAAUCUCAUCAGGAAGUGGAGGUAGUAGACAUAUGCUUUAUUACUUCUUGACCACAGGAAGGUUUUGAUUAGGACACUUAAUGAAUCUCAUGAAAUGGUGACAUUAUUCAAAUUUGCACUAUUUGAAGUUAAUAUUUCUAUAGAAAAUAUAGUAAUUGGUUCCAGCUCAAAGGAAAUGGGCAAUGAUUUUUUUAAUAUAUUUUAUGUAUGAAUUAUUAAAGUAAAGGAUAAAAAGAAUAUACUUGUAAUUUAAAUGUAUGGUUAAUACAAAGUCACAGAGAAGUUAUAGAAA